This is a messenger RNA of Hydatigera taeniaeformis, 633 nucleotides long. The record is from the annotation of a GenBank genome assembly. Lineage: Eukaryota; Metazoa; Platyhelminthes; Cestoda; Cyclophyllidea; Taeniidae.
AUGCAUGACGAUCCGUUGCGAAAAUUUCUCAACAACUUUGAGGAAUUGGAUCCAAGGGCUUUCUACUGUGACUUGCGGCCAUAUCUCUCCGGAUGGUCUCACGGGAAAAUAUCCAAGGGACUGGUGUAUGAGGGUGUGCCGGACAGUGUUCUCACAGGCGCUGAAGCAGGUGAUCUCAGUGGAGAAACUAUCCCGAAGAAACGGGUCUACAUGGGCGCCAGUGCCGGCCAGUCCGUCAGUCUCCAAUCAUUCGAUGCCCUUCUCGGAAUCGAACACUUUAAAGACGUUGAAACAUUUUUCGCAGACCUUCGGAAGUACAUGAUCCUCGAACAUCGUCGCUUCAUUGAAGAUCUAAGGAAAUACGUUCAUCUAAGAGACUUUGUUACGAAAAGUGCAUCGAAAGAGCUGAAGAUGGCCUACAACUCUUGUGUGAAUGAAUUGCUUUGCUUCAGAAAGGAUCACCUUCAAAUUGUGGACAAGUUCAUUAUUGAGCCAUCAAAACUGUAUACCGCCAAGAUAGAAGGUCUGAAAUCACAGGGAACUGGAGGAACGGGUAGGCUCCAAAUUGAAUUUCACGACACCUCCUCCUUCCUUUCGAUUUACCAUGAUGUUGAUGGCAGUCCGCACCCCUAA